Nycticebus coucang (slow loris) is the source of this 1789-nucleotide messenger RNA. It is a transcript of the gene UBE2W, whose product is annotated as ubiquitin conjugating enzyme E2 W. NCBI's taxonomy places the organism in Eukaryota, Metazoa, Chordata, Mammalia, Primates, Lorisidae. The transcript has 6 exons. The record is from RefSeq and is a predicted model, not a curated record. Bases 54 to 650 code for a protein of 198 amino acids.
UGUGAUAGCAUAAACCUUGAAUAAUGCUGUGAAACUCAAAUGAAGUGCCACUAAUGAUGCUGGCAAUGCUCCUAAGAAACAGAAAAGUCGUGAUGUUACAAGAAAAAGUUGAAUUGGUUGAUAUGUACCAUAGAUUGAGGUUUGCAGCUGUGGUUGCCCACCAUUUCAGACAGAAGAUUAAUCUUAUAAACAGACAACAUACAUUUAUGAAACGACUACAAAAAGAACUGUUGGCUUUACAAAAUGAUCCACCCCCUGGGAUGACUUUAAAUGAAAAGAGUGUUCAGAAUUCCAUUACACAGUGGAUUGUAGACAUGGAAGGUGCACCAGGUACCUUAUAUGAAGGGGAAAAAUUUCAACUUCUAUUUAAGUUUAGUAGUCGAUAUCCUUUUGACUCUCCUCAGGUCAUGUUUACUGGUGAAAAUAUUCCUGUUCAUCCUCAUGUUUAUAGCAAUGGUCAUAUCUGUUUAUCCAUUCUAACAGAAGACUGGUCCCCAGCGCUCUCAGUCCAGUCAGUUUGUCUUAGCAUUAUUAGCAUGCUUUCCAGCUGCAAAGAAAAGAGACGGCCACCAGAUAAUUCAUUUUAUGUGCGAACAUGUAACAAGAAUCCAAAGAAAACAAAAUGGUGGUAUCAUGAUGAUACUUGUUGAUGCCACUGUUAUCAUCCUCCUAGCAGAAGAUAGUCCUACUGAGAAAAUGAGCACUUUGAUCAUUCAGUCUUUGAACUUUAACCUUUGACUGGAAGUGACCUAUAGGCAAUGAAGACUACUUCCUUUUACUGCAUUUUUACUCGUGUGCAUUCUGGGCGCAUGUUGAUCGCUGGUUCAGUCCAGGCAACUGACAUGCUUUUAUUAGUCAUACAGUAUUAAUGCAGGUGUCAGGAAAUGUCAAAUAUAAUUCCAUUUUUAAUUUUUAUUUUUUUAAGCUUUCGGAAAAGUUCCAGGUCCUCAUGUAUUGUGCAAUAACAAUGAAUUCCUUGGCGGUUUUGGGAUGUUCAUUGCCGGCAAUGGACGUGGUAAUAGGAAAAGUUUUCAUUAACUCCUGCCACUUGAUUAAUGCAUGACAGGGCCUAUGAAAUGAAUUUAUCGGUUAUAGUGGGAUUAUAAAUAAAGUGAGGGAUCCAACAUUACUUUGAAAGUCACCCCAACUGUUUAUAUUUGGAUUCUAUGCACUGUGAUCCUAAGGAAUUAACAUGUGUCUUUAAAGGACUGUAAUGAAAGAUCAUUGCGUAUUUAUUUAAUUGUUUAUAUCUGCUGUCAAAUUGUUUUGACAUGGAAGGUUUUCAAGUAACAUUGGCAGAGAGGUACAGUAUGUUAUCCCUAUGGUGAAAAUAAAUUCAUUUGUUGUAUAUAGUUCCUCAAUCUCUGAAGUAAAGGUAUGAAUAAUAUAGGGUAUGAAUGGUUUAAUCAAGGCUUUAUUUUGGAAGUAAGAAAAAUGGCAGCAAUGAUUAAAUUGCUGCAAUCCAUAGUUUGGGUUUGUUAUUUGUACAUUAAAGAUUUUUUUUCCAAGUAGAUUACACUCUGUUACUUCCUGCUAGCCAUCAGCAUGAGCCCUACUGCCUAAACACUAUUUCAUUUAUUUAUGUUUGGAAAAUCCAUAAACAUUUUUGUUUGCAAUCUUGUUCCUUUUGUUGUGUUUUAAGUCAAGUUUGAAUGUUACAAUACUUUUAUUGAAAAACUUUUGUCAAGUUUUUUCUUGUAAAUUUUCUUUACUUGUAAGUAUCAUCUUGUCUUUUAAUCCUGUACCCUAAAAUAAGAAAUACAUUUUUGACAGAGGCUUAAUGUUUUAA